Molecule: messenger RNA, 2022 nt
Organism: Peniophora sp. CBMAI 1063
Lineage: Eukaryota; Fungi; Basidiomycota; Agaricomycetes; Russulales; Peniophoraceae
Source: the annotation of a GenBank genome assembly
AUGAAGGCGCGCUACCCGGUAUCCAGCGUCCUAGAUGAACUCUCCGAGGACCAGGUCGCACUCAAGAUAGCGCGUCAUUCGGCUUGUUCUGAGUGCUCUGAUUGUUCUGGCCUACACCCGCCGCCCUCUGUAGACCUCGUCCGCGACGUCGCGAGCCUCAAGUCUGAGAACUCGCUGACCGAUCUUGCUGGCUACGGGUCAGAUGAUGACGACGAAGACGACUCGGGACUGGAUUAUCUGGCUACAUGCGCCUGUGGUCAUUCUUCGAGAGAGCACGGAGCGCUCGCGGAGGUGGACAGAGCCGAACUUCAGCGCCGAGCGCUCAUAGCUGCGCGCCUUGAUGCGCUGCUCGAGAACAAGAACAAGCUGCUUGACUUCGAGUACACGGAUCACGAGAUUACUGCCCUUCGGCACGAGAUGCUGCCAGCUCCUGCUGCUGCAACUAGUCCGCUAACCGAUCCAGUUCCGGCUUCACCUGGUCACGCGAAGCGAGAUUCUCAGCACUCAACCUCGUCAUUCGGCGGUUCGGAAGAUUCUCAGCCUCUCGCGAAGCGCAGGCGUAUCGCUUUCGACGAAGAUGCAGAUGCGGACGCCGAUGCAGACGCCGAUGCAGACGCCGAUGCGGACGCCGACGCGGAUGGGGAUGACGAUUCUGGGGAUGAGGAUAAGCCGUUAGCGCUCGCAGCUCGUGCACAGAAGAGUACGCCACGCCGAGGAGGUGGGAAGACGUCCGGUAUGAGCAUGAAGGCGAAGGGUCAUCUGGGUCAUACCGGUCAUACCGGUCCUGCCGUGGUUCCACCACCAACCGGCGAAGUUCAAGCCAUCAUGAACGGCGAGAUAACUCCUGUGGAUGGGCGACCGAAGACCACGAUGGAGGAGCAGAUGAGCGAUAAACAGCUGGAUCGUCUGGCCGGAGGUGUAACCGUCGACACGGGUAGUGCGGAAUCUAUGGCGCCUACCGAGAAACGUGAGAAACCAUCUAUGCGCGAGCUCCGCACGGAUGUGAUCAGGAUUAUACCCGUUGAAAACGACGGCGAACCACUAUCACGCAUUCUUUUGGUCAACCUCAAGUGUUUGUUCCAAAAGCAGCUUCCCGUCAUGCCUCGCGAAUACAUUGCGCGCCUGGUAUUUGACCAUACGAGUAAAAGUCUCGCCAUCAUCAAACGCGGAUACAAGGUCGUCGGUGGUAUCUGCUUUCGCCCUUUUCCUCAUCGCGGAUUCGCCGAGAUCGUCUUCUUCGCCACGUCUUCCAACGAUCAAGAAAAGGGCUAUGGCGCAAUGCUGAUGAACCACUUUAAGAUGCACAUUCGCCGCGUGUAUCCGGACAUGAAGCACUUCCUCACUUACGCAGACAACUUUGCUGUGGGCUACUUCCGAAAACAGGGCUUCACGAAGGAUAUUACCCUCGACCGCUCUGUCUGGGCCGGAUAUAUCAAGGAUUACGAAGGCGGCACGAUCAUGCAAUGCACUCUUCUCGAUAAAGUCGACUACUUGGACGUCGCUUCGACUGUCGCCGCACAGCGCGAAGCCAUACUCGCGAAGAUUCGCCAGAUGAGCAAGAGCCACGUCAUAUACCCCGGCUUGCCCCAGUUCCAACCUGGUCAACCUGAUGGCGUAACGGUCGAUCCUAAGGAUGUUCCUGGUCUGCGCGAGAGUGGCUGGACACCUGACAUGAUUGCACCCGCUGCGCCUGCGGCCAUCUCGCCGACUGAUCGCAACAUCAUGAAUCGCGUUCUCUCUGACAUGCAAAUGCAUUCUUCUGCUUGGCCGUUCAAGCAACCCGUCAGCAGGGAAGAAGUGCCGGAUUACUACAACGUUAUCGACACACCAAUGGACCUCGCGACGAUGGCGACGAAGCUUGAGAAGGGCGAGUACACCACGCUCGACGAGUUCCUGAAUGAUUGCCAGCUCAUCUUCGACAACUGCAAGUUCUACAACCCCGAGGACUCGAUAUAUGUCAAGUCCGCCGUCAAGCUCGAGGAAUGCAUGCAUGAGUCGUUGCGACGCGCACGGGGUUAUUGA